AUGGGGUCAGGAAUGGGGUCAGGAAUGGGGUCAGGGGUCCCGACCCCGCUGCUGCUCCUGGUGCUCUCCGUGCUCCAUCCCACAGUGGGGCAGCUCCGGGAGCCGCUGCUGCUGCUGGAGGGGCCGGGGCCGGGCGGGCUCCGCCUGCGCUGCGUCCCGGAGCCGCCUCUGCCGGGGCUGCGGCUGCUCUGGAGCUCCGGGAAUAAUCCCGGGAAUAAUUCCGGGAAUUCCGGGAAUAAUUCCGGGAAUAAUUCCGGGGAUAUUUCCGGGAAUUCCGGGGAUAUUUCCGGGAAUAAUUCCGGGAUCUCGCUGCUGCUGCCCCGCCCGAGCUCCGGUGCCGCCGGCGCCGUUUGCCGCGCACUGGCUCCGGGAUCGGCCGCCGAGUCCGCCGUGGUCAUCGCCGACCUUUUCUUCCCAUCCUCGUCCCCGUGGCUCCCGGCCUUCGUCCUCCUCCUCAUCCUCGCCCUGGGCCUGGUUCUGGUCUCCGCCCUUCGGCUGCGCCGUGACCGCCGGAUUCUGGCUCAGGAACGGAAAUCCCAGCAGGAAAUCAGCGAGGAGAUGGAGGAGCUGAGGAUGGAGCUGGGGCAGAUCCAGGCCCAGCUCGAUUUCCGACGGGCUCAGAGCCACGCAGUCUCGCUGACGCUGGACGAGAGCUGCACCCACCCGGCCCUGCUGAUCCGGGGCCGAUCCCGAAUCCUCGGCCCCGAUCCCGGAUCCCGAAUCCCCGGCCCCGGAUCCCGGCCCCUGGCCGUGGCUCGGGAGGGAUUUUCCUGCGGGAAGCACUACUGGGAAGUGGAGCUGGGAGACAGCAGCGACUGGGAAGUGGGCGUGCUCCGGGAUUCCGUCCGCGAUUCCAUCCGGGAUUCCAUCCGGGAUUUCCCCGAGGGAGCGGCCGCAGCCCUGGGUUAUUCCGGGGGUGAGUUCCGGCUGCGGGCCGGGCGCCUGGAGCGGCGCCGCGGGCGCUGCCGCGUGCUGGGCCUGCUGCUGGACCACGAGCGGCGCCUGCUGCAGUUCUUCGACGCCGAGGAGAAGCAGCUGCUGGGAUCCACCCCCCUGAGGAUCCCCGGGAUUCUCUUCCCCUUCUUCAGGCCGGGAUCUGGCGGGAACGGGCUGGGGAUCCGCCCCGUGAGGGCUUGAAACAGAGCUGGGGAAUGUUCGUGGUUAAAAAUGAAAUUUAGACUUGUGUAUUCAAAUUAUUCUCGUUUUAAAAUUCCAAUUAUACCCUAGAACAAAGCCUUUGAAAUGUUUGCAUAUGAAAAUGAAAUUCGCUGUUAAAUAUUCCAAUAAUUCUCCAUUAGUUAUUUCAAAUAUUCACUGGUGCUGAGCCUAACACAAACCCAAAACCCAACCCUAACCCUGACAUUUAUAUAUUCAAAUUAUUCUCAUUUUAAAAUUCCACUUAUACCCUAGGCCAAAACGUUUGAAAUAUUCACAUUUAAAAAUUAAAUUCCCUGAUAAAUAUUCAAAUAAUUCUCAUUUUAUUAUUUCAAAUAUUCACUGACACUCACCCCAAGCCUAAACCUAACUCUAACCCUAAUCCUUACCCAAAACCAAAUUAGAAUUUAAAGUUUCAAAUGAUUCCUAUUUUAAUGUUACAAUUAUAACCAAAACCUGACCUUAAUCCUAACCCUGACAUUUACAUAUUCAAAUUAUUCCCAUUUUAGAAUUCCAGUUAUACCCUAGGCCAAACCCUUUGAAAUAUUCACAUUUAAAAAUUAAAUCCCUGUUAAAUAUACAAAUUAUUCUCGUUUUAAUAUUCCAAAUAUUUUCAAACCGUAACCGUGUCCUUAACCCUAACCCAAAUUCCAAUAUGAAUAUUCAAAUUAUUCGCAUUUAAUAUUCCAAUUAUCCCCUAACCCUGACCCCGAUCCCAACCAAAACCCUAACCCUAAACCUAACCCAAAUUAAUAUUUAAAUAUUCAAAUUAUUUGCAUUUUCAUAUUCCAAAUAUUCCCUAACCCUCACCCUCACCCUAUUUGCUUGAAAAAAUAAUUUUAAAAUUAUGAUAUAAAAUAUAAUAUUACAU
Molecule: messenger RNA, 2026 nt
Organism: Agelaius phoeniceus (red-winged blackbird)
Lineage: Eukaryota; Metazoa; Chordata; Aves; Passeriformes; Icteridae
Source: RefSeq, a predicted model, not a curated record